Molecule: messenger RNA, 2094 nt
Organism: Aspergillus heteromorphus CBS 117.55
Lineage: Eukaryota; Fungi; Ascomycota; Eurotiomycetes; Eurotiales; Aspergillaceae
Product: putative beta-glucosidase D
Exons: 3
Coding region: 1-2094 (697 amino acids)
Biological process (GO): glucan catabolic process
Molecular function (GO): beta-glucosidase activity
Source: RefSeq, a predicted model, not a curated record
AUGGAUCAAAAGCUGGACUUGAUCAUCGGCAGCAGUGUCACAUCCGGUAAGAAUGAGACCUUCUCGGCAAUAGUCUUCGUCAAUGAAGACAUGGGUGUCCAGGACUUCAACUAUGUGUCUGUCUUUAUCUUGGUAUCGGCGCUUGCAAUAAUGUGGGAUCACGAUGCUAUUUAUCAGCAAGUCAAGGCUGUAGGCUCAGAGUUCUAUAAGAAAGGUAUUCAGGUCGUCAACAGGCCCACGUCUCAAUUUCUUGAUCGGACCCCCUGGGAUGAUCGAAACGGAGAAGCCUUCGGUCCAGACCCCUAUCUCAACGGUUUGGCCACUGGCCUCACGCACUUCCUCCUCUACGAACAAGAAACCAACCGAACCAAGAACGCAAACAGCAUCGACCCCAACCCCGCCACCGGCCCUCUGCCAUAUUCAUCCAACACCGACGACAAGACCCUCCACGAGGCCUAUCUAUGGCCGUUCUACGACGCCGUCAAGAACGGCAUGGGCGCGGUCAUGUGCGCCAUGAUCAAAGUCAACAAUACGCUCAGCUGUGAGAAUUCCGAUCUACUCCUGCAACAGCUGAAGACCGAGCUGGGCUUUCCCGGGGUGGUUUAUCCCGACACCAAAGCCCAGAGCAGCAGUGCCAGCGACAGCGCAACAAACGGCGAGGAUUACGGCGCCAGUAAUAUCUGGACUACAUCGGUCAUGAAUGCUCUUCUUGCCAACGGGACACUCAGCGAGGCGCGUCUUAACGACAUGUCCAUCCGGAACCUGAUCGGAUACUACAACGCCCACCUUGACAACGGUCUUCAACCCGCCGAGCCAUCCGACGGGGCCUGGGUGGAUGUACGCGGGAACCAUUCCAAGCUGAUCCGGAAAUACGGAGCUCAAUCGAUGGUCCUACUCAAGAACGAGAACAACGCCCUCCCUCUGAAGAAAGUCCGCAGAAUGGGCGUCUUCGGCGCACACGCAGGCUUCAUCGUCGGCGGUCCAAACGCAGAAAUAUCAAUCGCUGGCUCCGGUCCCACCUACCAGAGCCAUCUGGGCACCGGCACCGGCUCAGGACAGGCCUCAUACCCCUACCUCGUCGCCCCGCUCGUCCCAUUGAUCGUCAGAGCAUCCGAAGAGGGCACAAUCCUGAACUGGAUUCUCCAGGAUAACUACACCGCAAGCGCCGGCUCCUCCCUCAUCCCCUCCGUUGCUGGCAGCACAUUCGUUGCGCCUUCGUACGCAGAAACCGCAAGCGACUCCGAUGUGUGCCUCGUCUUUUUGAACGCCCUCUCAGGCGAGGGUAAAGACCGCACAGAACUCUACAACGCCGACCAAGACACCAUGGUCAAAACCGUCGCAGACAACUGCAACAACACCAUUGUCGUGAUUAACACCAUCGGACCAAGACUUGUCGACCAAUGGAUUGAGCACGCGAACGUAACAGCCGUCCUGUACGGGUCUCUCCUCGGACAGGAAUCCGGUAAUUCAAUCGUGGAUGUGUUAUACGGUGACGUGAACCCCUCCGGUCAUCUCACCUAUACCAUCCCCAAGAACGAAAGCGAUUAUAAUGUGGAUAUCUGCUACACCUCCCAGUGUAACUUCACCGAAGGUGUAUACAUCGACUACCGCCACUUCGACGCCUCAAACAUCACCCCGCGCUACCCCUUCGGUCAUGGCCUCUCCUACACCUCCUUCUCGUACUCCGAUCUCACCAUGCCCCACUCCCAGUCACGACCCCUUCAUCUCUCCACCGCCCCAACCGGCCACCGAACCGUCGGCGGCUACAGCGACCUGUGGGACACGGUCGCCAACAUCUCCAUCACGGUCAAAAACAUCGGGAAGGUGAAUGGCGCCGCCGUGCCGCAGCUCUACCUCGGAUUCCCCGAGUCAGCGCAACAGCCCGUCCGUCAGCUGAGGGGGUUUGAACGUGUGGAGCUGGCUACUGGGAAGCAGGCUGUUGUUACUUUUCCGUUGAGAAGAAGGGAUCUUUCGUAUUGGGAUGUCGGGGCGCAGAAGUGGUUGGUUGCUGGUGGGGAGUAUGAGGUUGUUGUGGGGGAGAGUUCGAGAGAUUUUGCGGUGAAUGGGACGUUGGUGGUCAGGACGCAUGGGUAG